AUGAGGGCAAUCAAUUUGAGUCUGGCUGUUGCUGGACCGUAUAAAGAGACCGCAAAACGCACUGUCGAGGUGGACACUGUCAGAAUGCCGGAAAUUGGCCUGUGGCACGGACACCCCAGGCCGCUGGGACGAACCUGUGUUCUUGCGGACGGAAACUGGGUAUACUCCUACAAAGAGCGUCUUGUAGGGGCAAUUGACAUGAAAACGGAGAUCACACAGCUGAGCGCGCACAAUGGCUAUAUCUAUGUGCUUUGCGAGGCCAAGGUGGUGGUUUUCUCCCAGAACACCCUAGAGCUUGUCGCGGAAGCUGUACUGGAGUACGUGGGAGACCGGUUUUGGCUCCUGGACAUUGACCAGAGCGUGGUUAUGGUCGUUCAAAGUCGCUCAAUCAUCACUGUCGUCACCCACUGCAACACUUUGACCACCAGCUCGCCGUUGUACCUCCCGUUCUGGGCCAAGGGCGUGGUGCUACUGAGCAGAUUCUAUAUCUAUGUUGUUGGGCCCUCUGGCCAGUACGAGAUUUUCAGGUACAACUUCCAGACACGGUCUCUUUUGGCGGCCGACCGCAAGAUGCUGAUUCGCAUUGGGGUGUUUGGAGUGCAAAAGUACGGCCGGAUCACCGACAUUGCCUCUGCGGGCCCUGGAAAGUGGGCUGUUCUCCAGGAAAGGGGGUGGGCGCUCUACGAGGUUCGCAAGGCGCAACUUUUUGAGGUUGCCUCGUCCUCCCUGGCAGUAGUUGCCGAACGCUUGGCCACUGUGGAUGCUGGAGACGGAUUUGUCAUUCAUCUGCAGAACGGAGAAUCAUUGGUGGUAAACGGCGAAAACCAUCAUUUGGAGACCAUGACAAAGCCAGAUAAGCUGGAGUGUCCAAAGUUUUCUGCCGUUGACAAGAUAGACAACUAUGUUCUAGAGAGCCGAGAUGAAUACCUCGCUUUUCUGUCCGCCUACACCACGUUCUACCAUUGCUCGCUACCUCUGGCCAGAUUUCCGGUAGAGGUGUUUUUCCGUCUCUCUGUGGACGCUGAUCGUCUGGCAGAGCUAUUUCUGUCGUAUGCGGUGGAAAAUUAUAGCUUCUUGCUGCUGAGUCGACUGUGUCUCUACUGCGUGUCUGGCAACAGAACGGCGUUCUCUCUGCUGGACCAAUUGCUUGCCGGCGUUGGCCGGUUCAACGAGGAGCUGGUCAGCACCUGGAGACAUUAUCUUGACGAGACUUAUUUUCCUUCCUCCGAGAACUACUCUGUUUAUGCCGUGCUCGUCCUUGGUCUUCUUUUCUGCCACGCCGAAAUUGAUUUGGGACCUGAAUUUGGCCCAAAACUAGACAAGUACGCGUCCUGCGCUUCCACAGAGAUGUCGAUGUCGAUGCUGGUUCAGAAAAUGGGUUUGCGCUUAAAACAGCUCGUCAAUAUUCCCGCUCUUUUCUACAACCUCAUACAACAUAACCAUUUGGACGCAGUCGACGCCUUUGUCACGCUAGACGAGCAGUUUGCCGUGCUCAGUUUGGCGAGUCUUAUGACCGCACCUGUUCCGCCGCUCACAUAUAUCAACCAGCUGCUGGUGAACACCCAUCUCUCGCCAACCAAUUUAUUUAUUUUGAUCAGCUGCGUGCUCCUCAAUUUGCCGUGUCCAGGGAGCUCUCCAACCAUCAAUCUGCUCACGACCAACUUUCACGAAUCCCUGGGAUCUUACUAUGAAGGCCUCGGAGAAAAAUCGCCCGAGGCGCUCGCCAAAUCUCAAUGCAAGAUCUCGGUCAUGCUCGAUGACUCCGUGCUGCAGCUGGGUUACUGCGGCGUGGUGAUGGCUAAGCAAAAGAAGGAAUGGGAACUUCUGCCGCUGAAGACGCCAGAGUUGCCAAAAGACGCGCAGCUGGCGGCCCAGCUGGGCUGGUCCGAGAAGUACGUCAAGCCCAAGUUUUCCGUUGACGGCUCCAAGCUCGCGUGUUUCGACUUCAACAGCUACACGAUCCGCGUUUGGGACUUGUCCACGCGAUGUCCUGACGCGUUGGACACGAGAGUGGUGCGGACCGACUUUGCGCUGAAAGUGCCCAACUUCUACGUGCUCCUGCUGCAGAGACUGGGGCUUUCGGUGCCGAUGGAUCUCCUUGGGUUGCAAAACACUUCCGUGUGCGUUUCGACAGAGUGUAUCAAUUUGCACGAUCUGCUUGCCAAUUACAGCGAGGUUUUCAGCUUUAGCCACUCAGAGCUGGAUUUCGACUGGGUUCUCGGAGACCGCAUAGCUCUCAAGCUGCGCAGCAGAAUAAUUUUUGUGUAUAAUCUGGGGUAA
This is a messenger RNA of Ogataea angusta, 2280 nucleotides long. RefSeq lists its product as uncharacterized. The transcript has a single exon. The coding region runs from base 1 to 2280 and encodes 759 amino acids. NCBI's taxonomy places the organism in Eukaryota, Fungi, Ascomycota, Pichiomycetes, Pichiales, Pichiaceae. The record is from RefSeq and is a predicted model, not a curated record.